Globicephala melas (long-finned pilot whale) is the source of this 1593-nucleotide messenger RNA. RefSeq names its product tyrosinase (gene TYR). Gene Ontology annotation, molecular function: tyrosinase activity. Gene Ontology annotation, biological process: melanin biosynthetic process; pigmentation. The record is from RefSeq and is a predicted model, not a curated record. NCBI's taxonomy places the organism in Eukaryota, Metazoa, Chordata, Mammalia, Artiodactyla, Delphinidae.
AUGCUCCUGGCUGCUUUGUACUGCCUGCUGUGGACUUUCCAGACCUCUGCUGGCCAUUUCCCUCGAGCCUGCACCUCCUCUAAGAACCUGAUGGAGAAGGAAUGCUGCCCACCAUGGGAGGGUGACGGGAGUCCCUGUGGACAGCUUUCAGGCCGGGGUUCCUGCCAAGACAUCAUUCUGUCCAAGGCACCACUUGGACCUCAGUUCCCCUUCGCAGGGGUGGACGACCGGGAGUCUUGGCCCUCCGUCUUUUAUAAUCGGACCUGCCAGUGCUUUGGCAACUUCAUGGGAUUCAAUUGUGGAAAUUGUAAGUUUGGCUUUUGGGGACCCACCUGCACAGAGAGGCGACUUUUGGUGAGAAGAAACAUCUUUGAUUUGAGUGUCCCAGAGAAGAACAAAUUUCUUGCCUACCUCACUUUAGCGAAACAUACUACCAGCGCAGACUAUGUCAUCCCCACAGGCACCUAUGGCCAAAUGAAUAACGGAUCAACGCCUCUGUUUAAUGACAUCAACGUUUAUGACCUCUUUGUCUGGAUGCAUUAUUAUGUGUCAAGGGACGCACUACUUGGGGGCUCUGAAAUCUGGAGAGACAUUGAUUUUGCUCAUGAAGCACCAGGUUUCCUGCCUUGGCAUCGACUCUUCUUGCUGCUGUGGGAAAAAGAAAUCCAGAAGCUGACAGGGGAUGAGAACUUCACUAUCCCGUACUGGGAUUGGCGAGAUGCAGAAAAUUGUGACAUUUGCACAGAUGAGUACAUGGGAGGGCGCAACCCUGCAAACCCUAAUCUACUCAGCCCAGCAUCCUUCUUCUCCUCUUGGCAGGUCAUCUGCAGCCAAUUGGAGGAGUACAACAGCCGUCACACUUUAUGCAAUGGGACGUCUGAGGGACCGAUACUGCGCAAUCCUGGAAAUCACGACAAAGCCAGGACCCCAAGGCUCCCCUCCUCUGCUGAUGUGGAAUUUUGCCUGAGUUUGACCCAGUAUGAAUCAGGUUCCAUGGAUAAAGCUGCCAACUUCAGCUUUAGAAAUACACUGGAAGGAUUUGCUAGUCCGCUUACUGGGAUAGCAGAUGCCUCCCAAAGCAGUAUGCACAAUGCCUUGCACAUCUACAUGAAUGGAACGAUGUCCCAAGUACCGGGAUCUGCCAACGAUCCCAUUUUCCUUCUUCAUCAUGCAUUUGUUGACAGUAUUUUUGAACAGUGGCUUCGAAGGCACCAUCCUCUUCAAGAAGUUUAUCCAGAAGCCAAUGCACCCAUUGGGCACAACCGGGAAUCCUACAUGGUUCCUUUUAUACCUCUCUACAGAAAUGGUGAUUUCUUUAUUUCAUCCAGAGAUCUGGGUUAUGACUAUAGCUACCUACAAGAUUCAGGACCAGACAGUUUUCAAGAUUACAUUAAACCCUACUUAGAACAAGCAAGUCAGAUCUGGCCAUGGCUCAUUGGGGCAGCCAUGGUAGGGUCUGUCCUCACUGCUGUGCUGGGAGGACUCACUAGCCUGUUGUGUCAUCGAAAGAGAAAGCAGCUUCCUGAAGAAAAGCAGCCACUCCUUAUGGACAAGGAGGACUACCACAGCUUGUUGUAUCAGAGCCAUUUAUAA